AAUUAAUUAGAUCGUGCUUCGUGAUAUAUUCCGUCAACAAAAUAUUCGCUGGAGAUAACACUACAGUUAAAAUAUUGAUUAAAAAAAAUGAAAGAAAUGGAUGUUUGUGUAAGCUCUUACUCUUCUAUCAUUCAUUCAUUCACUUUGGAACUUAGUUUCUCCAAUUCAACCCAUUUUCCCUUGUUGGAAUCAGUGGAAGAAAUGGAUUCCAUAAUCCUGCUUUCUUGUACUACAAACUCAAACUAAUUUUCAUGGUUUCUUUCUUUGCUAUGUUGGAUGAUUGGUUAGUAGGGUCGUCUUUGAGGUUGUACAAGGCAGGCUACCGCAUAGAAUCUAAAAUUUGACAGUUUAAACUGUGGAUAAAAAGGGCCUCAGUGUUGCAAAAUAAGGCUCCUAUUAAUUGUCACACUUAAAUUGUGGUAAACCCUGCUCUUGUUAACAAUAUGACUAAACAUGCUCUUGAAGAGUCCCUUUUGAAUGGUGAAGCUAGUGUAACCAACAACAGUUCUGAUUCCAAAAAAGCAGGUGGUAAUGAAAUUUUAACAAGUUAUUUGAAUGCUGGAUUUUUUAGCAUUCUUACUUUCUCAUGGAUGACUCCACUUAUAACAUUAGGGAGUAAAAAGACUUUAAAUCAUCAAGACCUUCCACUUCUUUCUACUAAUGACACUGCCUAUGAAACUUUUUCUAAUUUUACAAAAAAGCUUGAGUUGGAGUGUGGUAAUGUUAGAACUGUGACCACUAUUAAACUCGCCAAGGUGCUGUUUUUAUCAACAUGGGAAGGGAUUCUUAUAUCUGGCAUAUUUGCAUUCUUUUACGUAUGUGCUACUUAUGUAGGACCUUACCUUAUUGACAACCUUGUUCAAUAUCUCAAUGAUGAAAACAAGGUUAAAAAUGAAGGCUAUAUUUUGGCUACAACGUUUGUUGCAGCAAAGCUUGUUGAGUGUAUUUCGCAAAAGCACUCAAUGUUUAGGUACCAACAGGUUGGUGUUAGGAUUCAAUCAAUGUUGGUGUCAAUGAUCUAUGCUAAAGGAUUGACCCUUUCGUGUCAAUCAAAAGAGUCACAUAGCAGUGGUGAAAUCAUCAACUUAAUGACUGUUGAUGCUCAAAGGAUAGCUGAGUUUUGUCGGUAUAUGCAUGAUCCAUGGAUGGCUAUUCUACAAGUUUCUUUGGCUUUGUUUAUUCUUCAUAGAAAUGUCGGGGUUGCUUCAGUGGCUGCUUUUGCUGCAACUGUUACUGUGAUGUUGCUAAACCUUCCUAUAACUUCACUGCAAGAGAGAUUCCAAGCUAAGUUAAUGGAGUUCAAGGAUAAAAGAAUGAAGGCGACGUCUGAGGUUCUAAUGAACAUGAGGAUUCUUAAACUUCAAGCGUGGGAGAUGAAGUUCUUAUCAAAGAUUAUUCAGCUUAGGAAGUUAGAGGAGAUAUGGCUAAAGAAAUUUCUUGUUGUUACCGCAAUUGUUAGAUUUCUCUUCUUUAGCGCCCCGACAUUUGUUGCUGUCGUUACUUUCGGUGCUUGUGCUCUUUUAGGCAUUCCACUUGAAACAGGAAAGAUCUUAUCUGCUCUUGCAACAUUCAGAAUUCUUCAAAUGCCUAUCUAUAAUAUUCCUGACACAAUUUCAGUGAUUGCACAAACCAAGGUUUCCCUCGAUAGGGUUGUUGCUUUUCUUCGUCUAGAUGAUUUGCAGACUGAUGUGGUGGAGAAGGUUCCGCGAGGUAGUUCUAAUAUGGCAAUUGAAAUAGUUAAUGGAAAUUUCUCUUGGGAUUUAUCUUCUGUCAAUGCAACGUUGAAAAACAUAAAUCUUAGAGUUUUUCAUAGUAUGAGGGUUGCUGUUUGUGGUACUGUUGGAUCAGGCAAGUCGAGUUUACUUUCUUGUAUAAUAGGUGAAAUACCAAAGAUAUCUGGUAACUUGAAGGUGUGUGGAACAAAGGCCUAUGUCGCUCAAUCACCAUGGAUACAGAGUGGAAAGAUAGAAGAGAACAUACUAUUUGGGAGAGAGAUGGAUAGGGAAAAGUAUGAAAAGGUGCUUGAAGCAUGUUCCUUGAAGAAAGACCUAGAGAUUUUACCGUUUGGUGAUCAGACCUUUAUUGGAGAAAAAGGAAUCAAUUUGAGUGGGGGACAGAAGCAAAGAGUACAAAUAGCGCGUGCUCUUUACCAAGAUGCCGAUAUAUAUCUUCUAGACGAUCCCUUUAGUGCUGUUGAUGCUCAUACAGGAUCCCACCUCUUUAAGGAGUGUUUGCUUGGCCUUUUGAAAACCAAAACUGUGAUAUACAUAACACAUCAAGUAGAGUUCUUACCCGACGCUGAUCUGAUACUUGUCAUGAAAGAAGGAAGGAUAACUCAAUCAGGAAAAUACAAUGACAUUCUUACUUCAGGAACCGAUUUUAUGGAACUUGUAGGCGCACAUAGAAACGCACUGUCUUCAGUUAAGUCUUUAGAGAGAAGGCCUACAUUUAAAACAUUGAGUAUUGCUGGAGAAGACACAGGUACAUUAAGCGAUUAUGAACUUGAGCAAGAAGUGGAAAAUAUAGAUGAUCGAAACGGCAAGCUAGAUGAAACAAAUAUACCAAAAGGCCAACUUGUUCAAGAUGAAGAACGUGAAAAGGGUAGUGUUGGGUUGAAAGUGUUCUGGAAAUACAUAACAACAGCUUAUGGAGGAGCUCUUGUACCUUUCCUAUUUCUUUCACACAUAGUCACUGUGGUUUUACAAAUUGCAAGCAAUUAUUGGAUGGCUUUGGCAACUCCUGUUUCAGCAACUGCAGAGCCUGGUAUUGGAAACUUUACUCUGAUGGUUGUAUAUGUUUCUUUGGCCAUUGGAAUUUCCUUUUCCACCCUUGUCAGAGCAUUUCUUGCUGCGAUAGUUGGAUACAAGACCGCCACCAUGCUCUUCAAUCAAAUGCAUUUUAGCUUCAUUCGAGCGCCAAUGUCAUUUUUUGACUCCACCCCAAGUGGAAGAAUUCUUAAUAGAGCUUCAGCAGACCAAAGUACAGUAGAUAUGAACAUUUCAAAUCUAGUAUGGGGAUUAACCUACAAUCUGGUUCAGCUUGUGGGAAAUAUUGCCGUGAUGUCUCAAGCUGCAUGGCAGGUGUUGGUAGUAUUGAUUCCUGUCGCGGCAGCUUGCAUAUGGUACCAGCGAUACUACUCAGCAUCAGCUCGGGAAUUGGCACGAUUAACUGGUAUAUGCCAAGCGCCAGUUAUACAGCAUUUUUCUGAAACGAUAUCCGGAUCAACAACCAUAAGAAGUUUUGAGCAAGAAUCAAGAUUUAAUGAAAUGAAUAUGCAAUUGAUAGACAAAUAUUCCCAACCUAAAUUAUACAGUGCUAGUGCAAUGGAAUGGUUGAGUUUCAGAUUGGAUCUUUUAUCCUCUACCAUAUUUGCUUUCUGCUUGAUUUUCUUGGUGUCCUUUCCAAGUUCAAUAGCUGAUCCUAGCAUUGCGGGAUUGGCUGUGACAUAUGGGAUUAAUCUAAAUGCUGUACAAUUCAAAUUAAUUAGGUUUCUUUGCAAUUUGGAGAACAAAAUUAUAUCGGUAGAACGAAUACUUCAGUACACCUCCAUCCCAAGUGAAGCACCUCUUGUAAUAAAAGACAAUCAACCAGAUCAUUCUUGGCCAUCAUUGGGAGAGGUUCAAGUCCAGGAUUUACAGGUUCAAUAUGCCCCUCACUUGCCUCUUGUUUUACAUGGACUUACAUGCACUUUUACUGCUGGAGCAAAAACUGGCAUUGUGGGAAGAACAGGAAGUGGAAAAACAACCUUAGUGCAAGCACUUUUUAGACUUGUUGAGCCUGUUGCAGGACAAAUAUUGAUAGAUAACAUCAACAUCUCAUUGAUUGGAGUCCAUGAUUUACGGUCCAGACUAAGCAUAAUUCCUCAGGAUCCAACAAUGUUUGAAGGGACUGUAAGAAGUAACCUCGACCCGCUGGAAGAGUACACAGAUGACCAAAUUUGGGAGGCUCUAGAUAUGUGCCAACUUGGAGAUGAAGUGAGAAAGAAAGAAAGAAAGCUUGACUCCACAGUUACUAAGAAUGGAGAAAACUGGAGCAUGGGUCAAAGGCAGUUAGUCUGCCUCGGCCGUGUUCUCCUUAAGAAAAGCAAGAUCUUGGUGCUCGAUGAAGCUACUGCAUCAGUUGAUAUGGCUAUGGAUAAUAUAAUUCAACAGACAGUUAAGCAACAUUUCUCUGAUUGCACGGUCAUUACCAUUGCUCAUAGAAUAACUUCAAUCCUCGAUAGCGACAUGGUUUUGUUUCUCGGUGAAGGGCUUAUUGAGGAAUAUGAUUCACCAAAGAAGUUGCUUAAGGACAAAUCUUCAUCUCUUGCUCAACUAGUUGCAGAAUACACAAGGAGGUCAAACACUGGUUUUGGAAGAUGAGAGCUAAAUUAAACUAGACUAAAAGUUGUAAGUUUUAAGAACGGUAUAAUAUUCAGAAUAAUAUAUGUUUGUGGGGUUACUCUUUCCACCUUCUAAGAGUUUCCCACCUAGGGGUGUGCAUGGAUCAAUAACCAAAACAAAUUAAACCAAAUUAAACCAAAUUAUGUUGAGAUGAAUUGUUCAUCAUAUCGUUAAUGAUGGUGAGUAUGUUAUAUGUUUUGGGUGCAUUCAUAAUCAUUUUUGGUGGCUGAAUCCCGGUGAUGUUUGGAUCAGUGGAGGCAUAAUUCCCAUUGUGUGGAAUUAGUGCUGGCAGGGCCGUAUCACGGUGAUGUUUAGAUCAGUCAGAUGGCUUAAUCCCAUGAUGAAUUGGUACCACAUGCAUGUAGUCUCAUUGCAUUAUUAUAACAUGAAUGGAGGAUGUCCAAUGUUAUAAUGUGGUGUGGUGAAUUAUGUUGUUGUAUUUUAUGAGUUGUUGUGUAAAGAAUUCUAAAAUCUGAAAUAUGUAUGAUAGGGUGAAUGAUGUACUUAUGAUGUUUUAUUGUUUAUGAACUCAUAACAUUUGUUAAUUGUGAAUAUGUCUCACCUUUACUGUUGAUCAUUUUCAGAUUGAGGAGUAGCGGCUUUUGUGCUUUGGUGAGGAUAGCUCGUAGAGCUAACCCGUUUAGUGUCAGUUGUGUCGGAUGUCAUGCUUUGGUCUUGUAACACUGGGGGAACGCUUGUUUGUUUUAGAGUUGUUUGAUAAAUUCUUAAAUUUAUUUGUUGAAUAAUUUUGUGGAGUUAUGAGGUGAUGACCUCUUGGAGUUGAUAACUGAUGUUUUGAUAUUAUUCAACUUAUGAACUUAUUUCCGUUGUGUUAACAUGUUUCGGUGAAUGUUAUUUAUUGAGUUUCUUCGUGAUAAGCAUGACAUGUGGUUUUAAAAUAUUAUUUGGAGAGUUGUAGCAUCCUUGUUACAUGUUUUGCUCUGAAUUUAUAUUAUUAUUCUGCAAGGUUAGAAGGGUGUUACAAUAAGUACCUUAGGUAAACAACGUCUAGGUACGACGAGUUCGUGUCUAGAAAAAGGUGGGUGCCUAAAAAAAUAGGAAGUGUAUAUCCACCUCUACUGGGUUACCAGCAGCCUGCUGUGUCGCAAGGAGCUAGGCCACAUACUGUCGCGCCAAGCAGUGAAACUU
Vicia villosa (hairy vetch) is the source of this 5531-nucleotide messenger RNA. Its product is annotated as ABC transporter C family member 3-like. Gene Ontology annotation, cellular component: plant-type vacuole; vacuolar membrane. The transcript is spliced from 11 exons. NCBI's taxonomy places the organism in Eukaryota, Viridiplantae, Streptophyta, Magnoliopsida, Fabales, Fabaceae. The record is from RefSeq and is a predicted model, not a curated record. Gene Ontology annotation, molecular function: ABC-type transporter activity; ATP binding; ATP hydrolysis activity. Gene Ontology annotation, biological process: transmembrane transport. The coding region runs from base 444 to 4361 and encodes 1305 amino acids.